UUUCAAAAAGUACAGCGACCCGGAGGAGGCUCGUGCCAACCCACCAAACGCAUUGGUUGGACGUGAUGAGGAAUGGCACUUCCUCUGCGACCAUUAUAUCAGCCGUGCAUUCCAGGAGCAAUCACGGACAAACAAGGCUGCUAGACAGAAGCAGCCUUACAAUCAUAGUAGCGGGUCCAAGUCGUUUCUACAACGACAGCAUGAGCUCGCUGAAAGAAGAGGGCAGCCGGUCGAUCGUGUGGAAUUGUUCCGGGAAACACACGUUCGAGCUGGGACAUUCGUGUCGCAAGCCGCCGAGGAUGCGCAUAAUCAAAUGCUGGAACUCCAAUCCCAGCCUAUCCCAGAGGGUAGUCAGCCACUCUCUGAGGAUGAGAUAUGCGAUCAGGUGUUGGGUAGACGACCAGGCUACUCAAAAGGCCUUGGUUGGGGACCCAAGCCGAAGGCCCGCAGAACGGCAAGUGCAAGCAGUUCGUCGACAUCUUGUUCGCAGUCCACACAAAAAGAGAUUGAAUUACAAGCUAAACUUCAUGAAGCUUUGGAACGGAUUGAAGUACAAGAUAGAAAUCACCAAGCAUUAGCUUCACAAGUGGAAGCUAUGAAAAAGAUGAUUGAAGACCUAACUCGUGCACAACAGGGACCACCACAUGAUCCCUAGCUUCAUUAUGUUUAUGUUUUUUCUAUAUUGAGAACUAUAUUUUGUUGUAGUCAACUUAUUCGUAUUAUUAAUUUUAAUUCUAUUUUUUUAA
Cucumis melo (muskmelon) is the source of this 746-nucleotide messenger RNA. RefSeq lists its product as uncharacterized. The record is from RefSeq and is a predicted model, not a curated record. Bases 314 to 655 code for a protein of 113 amino acids. The transcript is spliced from 3 exons. Lineage: Eukaryota; Viridiplantae; Streptophyta; Magnoliopsida; Cucurbitales; Cucurbitaceae.